Kluyveromyces marxianus DMKU3-1042 is the source of this 717-nucleotide messenger RNA. RefSeq names its product Lge1p (gene LGE1). The record is from RefSeq and is a predicted model, not a curated record. The transcript has a single exon. The coding region runs from base 1 to 717 and encodes 238 amino acids. Lineage: Eukaryota; Fungi; Ascomycota; Saccharomycetes; Saccharomycetales; Saccharomycetaceae.
AUGAGUGAGCAUAGUGAUAGAGGAUCAAGCUACAGAUCUGGUGGAAGCUACGGCGGAGGGUACGGCGGAUACAAUCAUUCUGGAUAUCGUUACCAACAGAAUGGUAGUAGUGGAAACCAUAGAGGCGGUCCAAGAUACAGAUCGAAUUACAGACAAGAUGGAUACUACAAUAACCAAGAUUAUAACCAACAAGAGGGGUACGGAUACACACAGCCGCAGUCGCAGCCACAAUCACAACCACAUAAUCAUAAUCAUAAUCAUAAUCAUCAUCCCCCAUCUCAUAAUGCGCACGGAGCACAUAGGCAGUCUUAUUGGAGAGGUUCAUACCAUCCUUACCGUCAUAACGAUAAUAGAUACAACGCUAAUCAUAACUAUAGAAGGUCUCCGCCCUCGCAACAGGAUAUGAGAACACCAACACCAACAUCAGCAACACAUCAGAAUAGUCCAUAUACAGGUGCUGAAGAGUUCAACAAAAAAUUUGUCAUACCUAAAGAUGAAAGUCCUUUCCUGUAUAUGAUACACUCUGCUGGCUCUAGGACAACAAAGCUUAAGGAGAUCUAUAAGGAAAAUGAUGAAAUUGACAAUAAGAUAGAAGAGCUCAAGAUAAAACUAUUUAGAGAUGAGCUUGAACUGGGUCUAAUGAGUACCCAAUGCGAGAAAGAUGCACUAAAUGUACAGCUAACGCAGGAGAAGCUUGACAGCUUACUAAUGAACUGA